GCUCAGCAGGUCCAAGUAAAAACACUAGACGUAACGCAAACCAGUAGCCGAGUAGGCCUAGAUCUAGAAUCUAGUCUACAUCUAGAUUAUUGAUAAUAUAGAUCUAGAUAUUAGAGAUAGAUCUUAAUCUAAUCAUUAGAGCUUGAUCUAUAAAGUUACAAGUCGCUGUACGGGAUCUAGAUCUAGAUCCUAGAUCUAUUAUAGUAAAUAAAUGGCCUCUUCAAUGCCACCAUCAUGGGGAUCUCCUGCAUCUGGGGCACCCAGUUCACUCCAGAGCAGUCCUAUAGGCAACAAUUCACAAGAACGUACUCAAAAUUCCAUGCGUGGCCAUAGGCAAAAUCCCUACACACAUAACAGAGGCAGAAACUUCAGUCCCAACCACAUCAGUCAAGACAGGUCUCAGAAUGACAGCACGACAAAGACUUUCCCAAAACCCUGUCAAAACUUUAGCCAGGGAAACCCAUUUCAGGACAGUGGGAAAAAAUUCAGCAAUAAUAAUCCAUUCCAGAAUGUAGGAUCCAGUUUUAGUCCCAACAGUGGUUCACAGGGCAGGGGACAGUUUACUAGCCCAAGCAGUAUUUCACAGGGCAGAGGGCAGUUCACUAGCCCAAACAGUUUUUCACAGGGCAGAGGGCAGUUUACUAGCCCAAACCAGCAGAGAUCUCACUUUCAGUCCCCUGCUAACUACAGCCCUCACACUCCAGCCAGAGGGUACCAGAGCUCCCCUGCAACUGGAUUCCAGAAUGAAUUUGCUAGACCAAAUUCACGAAGGCAAAAGAGUAUGAACAACAUCCAAGAUUACAUUUCUUCAAGUAUGUUGGAUGAUCCAUGGAAAAAUUUACCAGCUACCCCCAUUGUACAGUCUUAUUAAUGUCUUUUUAUGAUUGUGUGAGAAAAAAGUUGUACAUUAAUAUUUUCCUUUAAAAUGUCAAUGUAUGUUUUGGAACAAAAUCUAAUUUCUUGUGAAUUAGCAUGGUAGUCUGUACUAGUAGUAAGUGCUAUAUUUUAGCAUUCACAUACAUUUAUUUUGUAUGCUUACUACCUAGUAUUUUAACUUUGGUGAGAUUUCAACAAGAGGAUGAUUAGUUAACUUAACUAAGCAAGUUGUUUUUUUGAAAUUUACAGUGUUUUGUUACCUGUAGAUAUGUAGAUAUUCAAAUAAAAAUGACUUUUCACAUGUACUC
This is a messenger RNA of Physella acuta, 1184 nucleotides long. RefSeq names its product variant surface antigen E. Lineage: Eukaryota; Metazoa; Mollusca; Gastropoda; Physidae. The record is from RefSeq and is a predicted model, not a curated record.